Blepharisma stoltei is the source of this 339-nucleotide messenger RNA. NCBI's taxonomy places the organism in Eukaryota, Ciliophora, Heterotrichea, Heterotrichida, Blepharismidae. The record is from the annotation of a GenBank genome assembly.
AUGGUCAAACGAGUGAUUCUAAGGAAAAGAUGCCCUUACCACACCAAAUCUCACAAGAUCAGACAGGUAAAAACACCAGGAGGCCGUCUCCUUGUUCACUACGUGAAGAAAAUCGCUAAAGGACCUCACUGCAAAGAGACUGGGGAAAGAUUAGCAGGUAUUCCAGCAUUAAGACCUAAAGAAUACUCAAGAAUCAACAAAAAGGACAGGACUGUCUCAAGAGCUUACGGUGGAGUUUUAUCACAUAAAACAGUAAAAGAAAGAAUUAUUAGAGCUUUCCUCACUGAAGAAGUUAAGGUCAUCAAGAAGAAAAUGCAACAGCAGAAGAAGACCAAGUAA